Messenger RNA from Parathielavia appendiculata, 347 nucleotides. RefSeq lists its product as uncharacterized. The transcript is spliced from 2 exons. NCBI's taxonomy places the organism in Eukaryota, Fungi, Ascomycota, Sordariomycetes, Sordariales, Chaetomiaceae. The record is from RefSeq and is a predicted model, not a curated record. The coding region runs from base 67 to 318 and encodes 83 amino acids.
AUGCAACCUACGCUACCCAGGCGGGACAGAACCAACGAGAAUUUCCUAAGAGCGACCAAAAACAUUAUGCAUAGGUGUGACGAUAUCAGUCGUCGUUAUGGAGCCGACGUCUACAUCGUGUUACGUCGUAAGGGUCGUUACUACGACUACUCUUCCUCUAGAGAUCCUUCCUUUCCAUUGUCAUCCGCAGAGAUCGAAAGAACCUACCCUGUACCGGUCAGGAAAACGCCGGUUGACAUUGAGCGACGAAAGCAAAGGUCGUCAGAGACAGGGGUGACCCAGCAAGUGGCUAUGGACCCUGAUUCUAUAGGAGGAUAGUAUAUCAUUGGAGAGUAACUCAGGGCCAU